AUGUUGAAGCUAGGUAACGAUGGUGACUAUAUUGACGUGCGCGGCAGCAGAGACCGCCAUGUUGACGCGAGACCAGCAUUAAGCACACGGGAGCAUAGACCAGCAUUGGACACGCGGGAGCAUAGACCAGCAUUAAGCACACGGGAGCACAGACCAGCAUUGGGCACGCGGGAGCACAGACCAGCAUUGGGCACGCGGGAGCACAGACCAGCAUUGGACACGCGGGAGCACAGACCAGCAUUGGGCACGCGGGAGCAUAGACCAGCAUUAAGCACACGGGAGCAUAGACCAGCAUUGGACACGCGGGAGCAUAGACCAGCAUUAAGCACACGGGAGCAUAGACCAGCAUUAAGCACACGGGAGCAUAGACCAGCAUUGGACACGCGGGAGCAUAGACCAGCAUUAAGCACGCGGGAGCAUAGACCAGCAUUAAGCACGCGGGAGCAUAGACCAGCAUUAAGCACACGGGAGCAUAGACCAGCAUUGGGCACGCGGGACUAUAGACCAGCAUUAAGCACACGGAAGCACAGACCAGCAUUGGGCACAGUAGUGAACAUAGAUCAGUAUUAA
Messenger RNA from Priapulus caudatus, 570 nucleotides. RefSeq lists its product as uncharacterized. The record is from RefSeq and is a predicted model, not a curated record. Bases 1 to 570 code for a protein of 189 amino acids. The transcript is spliced from 2 exons. NCBI's taxonomy places the organism in Eukaryota, Metazoa, Priapulida, Priapulimorpha, Priapulimorphida, Priapulidae.